Molecule: messenger RNA, 696 nt
Organism: Armigeres subalbatus
Lineage: Eukaryota; Metazoa; Arthropoda; Insecta; Diptera; Culicidae
Product: dynein axonemal light chain 1-like
Exons: 3
Coding region: 7-567 (186 amino acids)
Biological process (GO): outer dynein arm assembly
Cellular component (GO): cytoplasm
Molecular function (GO): alpha-tubulin binding; dynein heavy chain binding
Source: RefSeq, a predicted model, not a curated record
UCAAACAUGGCUCGUUCAACAACUAUCAAGGAAGCCCUACAACGUUGGUCAGCGGAGCGAGAUGGAGAAGACCCCACCAAAGCCAAAGACAUACAACUACAAUUUCAAUGGCCUCCGAUUGAAAAGAUGGAUGGCACUUUAUCUACGUUGGUUGAAUGCGAGAAACUCAGUAUAUCGUCAAACAUGAUUGACAAAAUUGUCGGCUUGAACGGAAUGAAAAAUCUACGGAUUUUAUCUCUGGGUCGAAAUAACAUCCGAGCACUCACUGGGCUUGAGGUAGUCGGUGAAACACUGGAAGAGCUGUGGGUUAGCUACAAUCUUAUCGACAAGCUAAAGGGUGUCGAAAAUCUGAAGUGCCUCAAAGUGCUCUACAUCGGAAACAACUCGAUCCGUGAGUGGGGUGAGUUCAACAAGCUACAGGCGGUCUCAACCCUGGAGGAAUUGCUCUUUGUCGGAAAUCCUCUGGUCGAAAAUAUCGAUGGGGUGGCUUAUCAGAGGGAGGUCCUGAAAAGGUUACCAUUCCUGAAGAAGCUGGACGGUGAAGCACUGCUAGCGGAUGAAGACUGAUUGCUGGCCGGAUUUACAUUCCUUGUAGUACUCAUAUAAGUGAGCAUAUAUGUCUGUUUUUGUGCAUGAUGUGUACUCAGUGUAGAAGCUAUGCUUGUGCAAUGUUUGAAUAUAUGUAAAGCAAAUAGA